UACCGCUUUCAGUGUCGCACAGCAUCGCAAACGCGGAAAAGGCCGGAAAAAUAGCGGGCAGCAGCCCGCGCACAGGGAGAGCGAGCGCGAGAGUUUGUGGCAGUGGCUGUUGCGGUGAAGAAGCGUACGAAAAACCGUUGCGCGUUUGCACGUGGUUCGUGCGAGUCGUUGCAAUCAGUAGACUUGACGUCUCCAUCGCAGGCGAACGCGCCUUCGGUGCCGAGCCGUUGCGGAACAGUGUAAUAUUGUAAGGCACAGGGGCACAGAUGACAGCAUUAAGAGUGGUGAUCUACAAAUUUGGGUGUAAAGUGUGGCGCAAAAGCUUUUUCUAAAGUGUACAAACAGUGCUGUUUAUGCAGUUCGCCAGAAAAGGGAACAGAAUGAAACAAAUCCCUUUAGCGCCUCGCUGAGGUGUCUUCUGGUAGAGUGAUUGUGUCGCAAGUGAACCAAGUUCCGGUGCAUACGAAAUCUGCUUACUGGAUCAAGAGUGUCCUCUUUCCUUUUCCUCUCCUCCUCCGAAACACUUACUUGCCUUCCUCUACUCCCCAAUCCCCGUCUCUCUCCCUCAUCGCCCAUCAUCAAAUGUACACCUUUCGACGGACGGAGCCCUGCAACGGAGUUUCCAUUUUCGCGUACCCAGGACCGACGUAAUCGGAGGAUCGUGCGAAAUGUGUCCACGUGCUGAACACUCAAGCAGCAACGACAGCAGCAGCAGGAGAAGCAUCACCACAACCAGCAAUAGCAGCAUAAUGAAGUUCUACCUAUUUCUCGCCAUCGUCGUGUGUGAAUCGUGCAAUUAUUUUUCCCACGCUGAGUAUGACUCGCUCGUCGAGCUGGGGGCGGCCGGGGGCGAGCUGAACGGGGGCCACCGGCUCGCGCUGGACGAUUCGUCCUCCGAACUGCUGGGCGAAUGGUCCCCGCUCUAUCCGUGGAGUGCGGCCAUCAAGCGCAGCGCCAAGGCGGACAUUCAAACCCGCCGGCGCAGUGCACUCGACAAGAACUUUAUGCGCUUCGGGCGCACGGACAAGACGGUCGCCCGCCAGACGCGUGCCAAUCUGAUGCGCUUCGGCCGGCCGGAUCGGAACUUUCUGCGCUUCGGGCGUGAUGGACCGUACGCAGCAGCGCUGGUACGCGAGGACGAGCUGAGCAAAGAGUACGCCACCUCGACCGAGCAGCUCGAACCGCAACCGAAUGCGGGCGCAGCUGGCGACGAACCGGCCGCCGCAACCAAACGGAACGCUGGAUUGGGCGCGUCGGAGGAGAUGCAAAGCACGGGCCUGUCGGAAUCGGGUGAACAGAUUAAACCGAAGCAAAUCCUUUACAUACGGCGCGACUCGCCGAAGAAUCUGAUGCGCUUUGGCAAGCGGCGCUCGACCGGAUCCGGGUACAUGCGCUUCGGCCGGGCCGGAAACUUGAUGCGCUUCGGGCGGGCAAGCGACGAACCCGCGGUUGCACUGCUCGCUAGCACGCACGAGUUUGGCCGGGCGGCCCGUGCCGGUCCGAACCUGAUGCGCUUCGGGCGGGCCGGUAAUUUGAUGCGCUUUGGCCGAUCGGAAAAUGGUACCGGGUCGCGAACGGUCGCCGAGGAGCAGAACGCUACCAGCAGUCCGGCCCAGCUACCGGAGGCGCUUCCGGCCAGCCUGGUCGAUCUGUUCGAGAAGGACCCGGACCGGAUCCUGCUGGACGCACUGGAAGCGGCCGAGGCGGAGGAACGUGUACCGCUGUACAUAGUGGAGAAGUAGUGAGUGCCUGCGCUUCGAAUUGCGGCGGCAGUUUCGCUCCCAACGGAUGAUGUCCACUGAGAAGCAAAAUGCUAUAUUGUUGAUAAACUCAUUACAAACACAACAAACACACAAUUCUGAAUCUGUGUGACAGAAUUUGGAAACACAACAACAACAAUCGACAACAAGGCUGGUAUCAACAAUAUGGCAUUGGUUUGCUUUUCAUCGUCGUGCUAGAAUCAAUGUAGGCGGUACUUGCUUAAAAACCGCCAAAGACAACGCUCACGACUUGCAAAAACACUAUCAAUUACAACACUUCCCGUCUCGCCAGCGCCAGCUAAGCAAAAGUAUUAAAAAACAGAUGUAGAUUCCCUCACCCAACUCUCCCUCCCAAUCUAUUUUUAGUGCGUACAGUCCAAAGGCACAGCACUGUUGUUUAGCAGCAAAAAGCAUAACGUUAUUUAUUAGGAAUCUCCCACAAAAAAAGGGAAAUCAAAUGGAAAUGUGUAAAUGAAGAUAUAAAAGUUAGAGAACAAAAAAGUCCCCAACUAUAAGAAAACAAGCAACAAAAAAAGAAGAACAAGAUGGUAGCAGAAAAAUAAAAGAAAUAGAAAUAUAUAAUAAAACACUAAAUAUAAAGAACCACUCUCACUACGCAUCGGAGGGCAAAGCGCACCAGUGCAGUAGGAGGGAACGGAAAACCAGCGUAGCUAGGCGUGCGUGUGCCAAUCGAAGCGGAUCCGGUGCUGGUGCCGGGGUGUACCUGUGUGGAAAACAUUGUGGACACGAGGCUAGGAUGCUACUAGAUCAGCAGAACCAUCGCACAAAAAACGGGCGGAUCGAGCGGGAAAUAUGCGGAAAACAUGUAUAGAAUAAAGAUAAUCAACUGAUUUUACUCUUCAUUGGCAA
This is a messenger RNA of Anopheles merus, 2630 nucleotides long. It is a transcript of the gene FMRFa, whose product is annotated as FMRFamide-related peptides. NCBI's taxonomy places the organism in Eukaryota, Metazoa, Arthropoda, Insecta, Diptera, Culicidae. Gene Ontology annotation, biological process: neuropeptide signaling pathway. Bases 669 to 1742 code for a protein of 357 amino acids. The record is from RefSeq and is a predicted model, not a curated record. The transcript has 2 exons.